Molecule: messenger RNA, 942 nt
Organism: Polypterus senegalus (gray bichir)
Lineage: Eukaryota; Metazoa; Chordata; Cladistia; Polypteriformes; Polypteridae
Product: olfactory receptor 6F1-like
Exons: 1
Coding region: 1-942 (313 amino acids)
Biological process (GO): G protein-coupled receptor signaling pathway
Cellular component (GO): membrane
Molecular function (GO): olfactory receptor activity; G protein-coupled receptor activity
Source: RefSeq, a predicted model, not a curated record
AUGGAUUUCAGAAAUUAUACCGUUUUGGUAGCACCAGACUUUGCAGUUGCAAGCUAUAUAUAUUUUGAAAACCCUAAAGCACUAGGAAUUUCCAUUUUAUUUGUAUAUUUUCUUAUUUUACUCGGCAGUGGUAUUAAUAUUUAUACAAUUGUAUCAGACAAACAGCUUUACACACCGAUGUACUUCUUCAUUUGCAAUUUAUCAGCUAUUGAUAUUUUUUACACCAGCAGUGCUGCUUUGACACUCCUUGCUGUAUUUUUAGUGGACAUUAAAACAAUAUCUUAUAAAGCAUGCUUGGUGCAGAUGUUCUUCUACCAUUCAGGUGAUUUGAUGGAAGCCGUAGCUAUUGGAAUUAUGGCCUACGACCGCUUAGUAGCAAUCUGCAAUCCUUUGCGGUACUGUGCUAUUAUUACAAAGAAUCAAAUAAUAAUGUUAAUUAUUUUUUCAUGGUUAUUUUCUGUAUCACUUACAUGUUACCUCGCAUUUACUGCUGAACGAUUAUCUGUCUGUAAACCAGUCUUGAAUGCUCCUUUCUGUGAUUUUCAGACAUUUGUAAGAGCUUCAUGCAUUAAUGCUAAUCCCGAGAUUGGAAAAGCAGCAAUCAUUGGCUUUGUGGUUGUAUUUUCAAGCUUUGCUUUUAUUAUAUUAUCUUAUAUAAUAAUCACUGUUGUAGUGAUAAAACUUUCCACAGAGAGCAGGAAACAGAUGUUCAGCACCUGCACAAGUCAUGUUAUUGUGAUUUUCUGUUAUUUUAUGCCGAAAAUUAUUGUUAACUUUGCAACAUCAUAUGGUGUGGUGAUGACAAUGUCAGAACGUUUUUCAGCACAUGUUGCAUCCACCUUUGGACCCUCCCUAGUUAAUCCUUUUGUGUAUUGCUUGAGAAGAGAAAACAUAAGAAAGAAACUUGUCAGCUUUUUUAAAAUAUAUAAAACAUCUCCUUAA